This is a messenger RNA of Solanum dulcamara, 1297 nucleotides long. RefSeq lists its product as uncharacterized. The transcript is spliced from 13 exons. The record is from RefSeq and is a predicted model, not a curated record. Lineage: Eukaryota; Viridiplantae; Streptophyta; Magnoliopsida; Solanales; Solanaceae. The coding region runs from base 79 to 972 and encodes 297 amino acids.
AAGAAGUACAAUGCCCUCUUACCACUUGUAAAUUCUUAUUACUCCCUUAGGUUUUGCUAAUCACUUUGAUCGCCGGCCAUGGCUUUACAAACUGGAAUAGGCUUAGGCAGAAUCAUCUUCAUUGUCGGCGCCGGAUAUACUGGUACCGUACUGUUCCAAAACGGAAAAUUAUCUGAUGUAUUGGGCGAACUUCAGAACUUGAUAAAAAGUUAUGAAAAUUCAGGGGAGACAGAUGCUGGAGAUUCGGAUGUUAUGGCUGCACAGGUUCGUAGGCUGGCAAUGGAGGUUCGACAAUUGGCUUCUGCACGAUCAAUUACUGUUCUAAAUGGAAAUUCUAGCGGUAACUAUACAUCUCUUAUCAUGCCAACUGCUGCAGUAGGGGCGCUGGGUUAUGGCUAUAUGUGGUGGAAGGGUCUAUCGUUCUCUGACCUUAUGUAUGUAACCAAAAAGAGUAUGACAGAUGCCGUUUCAAAUUUGACAAAGCACUUGGAGCAUGUCUCUGAGGCGCUUUCUGCAACAAAGAGACAUUUGACACAGAGAAUUGAGAAUGUCGAUGGGAAAUUGGAUGAUCAAUUGGAGAUGUCUAAACUACUAAGGAAUGAGGUUAAUGAUGUGCGUGGUGAUCUAUCUGAAAUUGGUUGUGAUUUGGAUGAAUUACAGAGAAUGGUUUCUGGUCUGGAUGGCAAGUUACUUUCCUUGGAAGGCAAACAGGAACUUGCAAAUGCUGGUGUCAUGUACCUGUGUAAUAUAGUCAAUGGAAAAAGGGUGAAGAUGCCUGAUACACUUCAGGAACAACUCAAAAUUGUGGGCAGCUCAACACCUAGUCUAAUGGGCCUUAAAGAACUUGCAGACUCUUUACCACAAGGAAAUUCCAAUAGGUAUCUAACUGAUGGAAUUGCCGAAGAUGGUCCUGAUAAGUUAAAAGAUCCACCAAGAAGCAUAUUAAUGAGGACAUCUUCUACCAAGUGUUGAUUCACCCAAAUAUCAAAGGAAAUAUCGUUUGGCUAUUCCUGUUUUUUCUGGUGUAUUCGACGCUGCUGGGUGAUUUUUCGGUUGGAGGAUGGGACUUAGUUUGAACGGCAGUCGCUUCAAUUGCUGUUCCUUUUAAUAGUACGAAGUGUAGUAUCCAAAUGAUUGACCAUAUAUUUUGUACCUGCACUGAUAUUUCAUCUGUCUACUCCACAUGUUUUGUCUAAGGAUCUCAAAUCACAACACAAUUGUACAUGAUGGAAUAAAAUACGCAACACUGUUAGUUUGACAAAAGAAGUCUGAAAAUUUUAAUUGUGUUGUAAAAUAA